Molecule: messenger RNA, 2051 nt
Organism: Peromyscus maniculatus bairdii (prairie deer mouse)
Lineage: Eukaryota; Metazoa; Chordata; Mammalia; Rodentia; Cricetidae
Gene: Alx1
Product: ALX homeobox 1
Biological process (GO): positive regulation of transcription by RNA polymerase II; embryonic skeletal system morphogenesis; negative regulation of DNA-templated transcription
Molecular function (GO): RNA polymerase II transcription regulatory region sequence-specific DNA binding; DNA-binding transcription activator activity, RNA polymerase II-specific
Source: RefSeq, a predicted model, not a curated record
GGCGGCGGCGGGACAGCCUUCCAGGAUUAUGGAGUUCCUGAGUGAGAAGUUCGCCCUGAAGAGCCCGCCAAGCAAGAACAGCGACUUUUACAUGGGCACGGGAGGCGCCUUGGAGCACGUUAUGGAGACGCUGGACAAUGAGUCCUUUUACGGCAAAGCCCCGGCUGGCAAAUGCGUGCAGGCCUUCGGGCCGCUGCCGCGAGCCGAGCAUCACGUGCGCCUAGACAGGACCUCGCCCUGUCAAGACAGCAGCGUGAACUAUGGAAUCACCAAAGUGGAAGGACAGCCCCUUCACACCGAGCUUAAUCGAGCAAUGGACAGCUGCAACAAUCUCAGGAUGUCUCCUGUGAAAGGGAUGCCAGAGAAGGGGGAACUGGACGAACUUGGGGACAAAUGUGACAGCAAUGUGUCCAGCAGCAAAAAAAGGAGACACAGAACAACAUUCACCAGUUUGCAGCUCGAGGAACUAGAAAAGGUCUUCCAAAAAACCCAUUACCCGGAUGUGUAUGUCAGAGAGCAGCUUGCACUGAGAACAGAGCUCACUGAGGCCAGGGUCCAGGUUUGGUUUCAAAAUCGAAGGGCCAAGUGGAGGAAAAGAGAACGAUAUGGCCAAAUACAGCAAGCUAAAACCCAUUUUGCUGCCGCGUAUGACAUCUCAGUUUUACCAAGGACUGACAGCUACCCACAGAUCCAGAACAAUUUGUGGGCAGGAAAUGCAAGCGGUGGUUCCGUGGUUACUUCGUGCAUGUUGCCACGUGACGCGUCCCCCUGCAUGACGCCUUAUUCUCACUCGCCUCGGACAGACUCCAGUUAUGCGGGGUUUUCAAACCACCAGAAUCAGUUCAGCCACGUGCCCCUCAACAAUUUUUUCACUGACUCUCUUCUCACUGGCGCUACCAACGGACACGCGUUUGAAACAAAGCCCGAGUUUGAAAGGAGGUCUUCCAGUAUCGCCGUUCUGAGAAUGAAAGCCAAGGAGCACACCGCCAAUAUUUCAUGGGCCAUGUAACAUACAGUACUCUUUUAUUUUUCUUUUCAUAGCAAAGUAAAACAUUCUUAUUUCUCAUAUUUAAAGGAUACCACAAUAAGCUGCUGUGUGUGGAAGGGCUAAAGGUCAAGAUAUACAGCGAGACCAGCUUACAUGAAUAGUUGUUAUUAUUUAACAUUAAAAAUCUAAGAAUGGACCCCUGAAAGGACUAAAUAGGUUUACCAUGCACCAGCCUCCACAAACUCUGUUUUAGUAGUAAGUUUUUUUUUCCUAUUGUACAAGUCAAUGAAAUAUGGUCAUGCAACUUCUUAAAGGAAUAAAUGUAUUAAACAAAUCCUUCUGUGAUAGAUUGAUUUAUGCUAGUUGUGGAUAACAAGAAAUCUCUUGUAAAAUGAUACCUGAUAAACGAGGAAACACCCCGGGGGGAAAAAGGCAAUAUUGAACCAGGGAGCUUUGAGAGCUAACUCCAUUUCCCCUUCUUUGGCUCCAAGACACAACGAUCAUAUACUCUGUUGCUCAGAAUUUAUCUUCAGGUCUCAAGAUUUUUUUUUAACCUUUCAAUGUUUUAGUGAAUUUCUACUCAGUGGGGUGGGGGGGAUACUUUCUGAAUGGAUCAGUAUUUGCAUGAAAUAUCUGGGCACAGUUUCUUGCAACCAUGUGGCAGAAGGUGACAAGUGAAAUAUUCUGGUGUGAUUUAAAGUCCAGUCAACUGGACAGGUUUUAUAAAUGCAACUUUUAGGUGAAGAGGCCAGCAUGAAGACUGAGGCUUAGUGGUUAAAACCAAGAAACAUUAGCCAAUGUGCUGUUGCUUUCAUGCUAAAAUCGCGUUGAUUGAAUCGCAUACUCAGAUAUCCAGCCAAUUCAGGAAAACUUUACAAUCAAAGGAGCAACAGCUUGGAAUUGAUGUUUGUUUUGUGGGUGUGUGCAUGCUCAAAUGCAUGCCUGUCUGGUUCUUGGCGCUCUGUGCCUUAAGCAUUUUUGCCACUGUGUUUCGCAUGGAGCAUUGAGAUGUCAGGAGGCUCUCCAAAAUUUCUAGUUAAAAAAAAAAAAAAAAGGAAGAAGA